AUGUCAGCCUGGAAUGUUCGUUCUCUUUUAGGCAUUCCGAGGAAGAACUGGUCGGAACGGAGGACGACGCUCGCCCGAGAACUGGCCAGCCACAAUCUGGGCAUCGUUGCUUUCAGCGAGACCCGAUUCUCUGAACAGGGUCUACUGAAGGAGGUAGGAGUAGACUACACCUUCUUCGGGACCGACGCUAGCGUCGUCCUUGCCAUUUCAAACGACACCCUGGGACGACUGCCUUGUCUGCCGCAAGGCAUCAACGACCGACGGGGAAAUACAUUCAGCACCACCACUAGCGCCUACGUCCCCCCACCCACCCCAGUGCCCAGCUCAGGGGAAGCGAAGAACAAAUUCUACGAGGAUCUGCACGCCCUCUUGGCCCAAUAUGACGAAGGCGGACAAACUGUUUAA
Molecule: messenger RNA, 405 nt
Organism: Spirometra erinaceieuropaei
Lineage: Eukaryota; Metazoa; Platyhelminthes; Cestoda; Diphyllobothriidea; Diphyllobothriidae
Source: the annotation of a GenBank genome assembly